GACGAAGAAUUUCAAAGAAUAUUCAAUAGUCUUCACAUUAGUGAAACACAAUUCUCUGACGAAGAAGAUAAUUAUCGGUCAGAAUUAUACAAUUAUGAUGAGAAAGGAAACCAUUAUACAGAAGAACGUUUUAAUUACUUAAAAAAGACGAGGAAGUCGAGUUUUGUGAUUAUUUUGGAAAGUGAUCAAUGUAUAGAAAAAUUUUCUUACCCCGAAAAGGACGAAGAUGAAGAAGAUGAUGAUUGUUGGUCCGAUUCAUACUUUUGGGAAGAUUCUCUUCAAGAGAACCGCAAUUUAUGCGAAUAUUGUAGAAAAGGAGGUCAUGGCGUAUGGGAAUGUUCUGGACUCAAUGAAAGAAACACUUUUAGUUUUGAUCUUGAAGUAAACAACUUUAUUUUGGAUUUUAAAAAGAACGAUUCUAGUAUUUUGAAGGAGGUCAACUCCUUUUUGGACUUAAAAAAUAAUGAUUUUAGUACUUCGAAAGCGUACAACUCCUUCAAACAGUACAAGUUUUGUGAGGUUUGUGAUAAAGAAGGUCAUCUCUGGAAGGAAUGUCACGAAUCGCAAAAUACCGUGAUUAUUGGGAAAAAAAGUCGUCAGAGGCAAGAAGAAAAGAAAAGAAACUUCUCUCUAAUAACAUUGAAAAUGUUGAUUGGGAGACAAUCGGAAAAGUCAAUGGGCUUGAAAAGAAAAAGGAGAACUUGCGGACUUCAAAAAGGUUUAUCAGCCAGCAAACAAACGUCACUAGAAAAGGUAGAAAGAAGUGAACAUAUAACUCUCGGUGUGGACUUAGCUGGUAAAAAAGGUGCUUUAUCGGCUACUGCUGAUAAACAAGAACUCUAUUCGGCUGAAUUCGAACUAAGAAAAGAUAUCGUGGAGCUAAUUGCUACUAGAAGCAUAAUAGAACUUAUCAACAGAAUAAUAUUGAUGAUUAUUCAUAUCAGCAUAUCCAAUAAAAAUAUUAGUAUUUCUAAAAAUCGUCCAACCACACCAA
Molecule: messenger RNA, 994 nt
Organism: Funneliformis geosporum
Lineage: Eukaryota; Fungi; Glomeromycota; Glomeromycetes; Glomerales; Glomeraceae
Source: the annotation of a GenBank genome assembly